UUGAUAGAUCGACGAGAGUGGACGAACCGAGUCCGAAACAAAACAUUGUUAGCAACAUGGCCGAUUUAGAUGAUUUCUUUGCCAAGAAAGACAAGAAAAAGUCGAAGAAACCAAAAUUUCUUACGGCCGAAGAAUUGGUAAAGAACUUGGAAGAAACAAAGCGCGAAGUAGCAAAAGCGAAAAAACUUGAAACAGCCGUAGUAGUACCAGCAGCCGCCGCACCAACUGAAGGCGAGGUUGAGGAGAAACCAAAACCAGAACCACAGGUGGAAGAUGAAUGGAAGGAAAUUGAGGAGGAGCAGCGUAAAGAUUAUUCCGGUCUUAAAAUCGGCCAAUUGAACGUAAACGAUGAAGAUGAUGAGACCGAUUCCGAAGGUCAAGACGAUGAUGGCGAAGGUGAUGGCAACCAAUACAAUGAGUCUUCGAAGCGUAGUGGUGGCAGACCAUGGAAGAAAGUCAUACCCGCAGAAGAGGUAACACAGAUACCAAUGGAAAUGCCUAAGCCUGUUUCUAAAGUUUAUGUGUCGCCUGCUUUAAGAGCUGCUCAACAAGGAUUAGGAGGCUCCGGUAUGAAAACUAAACUUCGCAAUAAAGCUGCUCCUGAUAUUACCAAUGCCGACUUCUUCCCCACCUUGGGUGCUGCUCGUCCCGAAGAGCAACGGAAAAAGAAAAAUGAACCUGCAUUUGAAGAAGUUCGCCAUGGCAUGCGCGUGCAAAGAGUUAAAGAACAAACUGUCGCACCUAGUGCAGCCACUAACCGUUUCCAAUCGCUGGACGAAGCCGAAAGCUAGACCUUUAAAUAAACAUAAUCAUUCUACAAAAUAAAAAAAGAGUGGCCGGCCGGGUGUUAAUAAAAAGCAGUCAUUGACAUUUGGCAAAGACUCCAACGACUAAACUCGUUUAAACUUCAUAACAGACAUAUUUUCUUAUUCUGCAAACAUCUAUUACAAAACAGAAACAAAUUCACACACACAAAUUUCCUCCUCUUCCUGCUGGCAUCGGGAACAGAUCACAGCCAGCAGCGAAGAGGAGGAAGUAUUAUGUAAAUUUAUGGAAUUUUCUUUAAAAAAAUCGUUUUUUUUAAA
Calliphora vicina (urban bluebottle blowfly) is the source of this 1085-nucleotide messenger RNA. Its product is annotated as protein CDV3 homolog. The transcript has 4 exons. NCBI's taxonomy places the organism in Eukaryota, Metazoa, Arthropoda, Insecta, Diptera, Calliphoridae. The record is from RefSeq and is a predicted model, not a curated record. Bases 57 to 791 code for a protein of 244 amino acids. Gene Ontology annotation, cellular component: cytoplasm.